Molecule: messenger RNA, 3625 nt
Organism: Esox lucius (northern pike)
Lineage: Eukaryota; Metazoa; Chordata; Actinopteri; Esociformes; Esocidae
Gene: dcbld1
Product: discoidin, CUB and LCCL domain containing 1
Exons: 15
Coding region: 231-2327 (698 amino acids)
Source: RefSeq, a predicted model, not a curated record
ACACAGAGGCAGUCUGACUGGUCUGUCGACCAAACCACUGGGUGCCGCCUGUGGAUGUAACACGGAAGAGUUAAUUCAAGGAAUUAUACACGGGAGAAACAGUCGAGAUAGAAGCACAAGGAGCGCGUCGGGAGUUACAGCAAACCUUCCUAAAGAACGAUAUUCCCCGAAGACGAGACAAAUGUGUCUUCAUAUACACAUUCGGUGCAUAACGUCGGAUAAAAGCUGAGAUGUCUGGAAAGAAGAAACUUCAUGGAUUCUUUGUCGUUUGGUCAAUACUUUCCGUGUUCGGCGAAAAACCCGGUGACGGCUGUGGUCACUCCGUGCUGGGCCCGGAGAGCGGCGUCCUCUCCUCCAAGAACUACCCGGGAACCUACCCCAACAACACCUGGUGUGAGUGGAAGAUCCAGGUGCCGCAUGGCAAGAACCUGGUACUCCGGUUCGGUGACCUGGACGUGGAGGCACGGGACUGCCAGUCGGACUACGUCAAGGUCCUCAAGGGGGGCUACGGAGGCAGUGCAUCUGAGUUCUGCGGCAGCCUGAAGCCUAACCCCAAGGUGCACACAAACUCCAAUGAGGUUAUCGUCCAGUUCCAAAGCGGACGUCACAUCUCGGGCCGAGGGUUCCUGCUGUCCUACUUCACAGGAGAUCACAAAGAUCUGCUCACAUGUUUGGACAAAGGCAGCCAUUUCUCUGUCUCAAAAUACAGGAAGUACUGUCCGGCAGGAUGCAAAGCUGUGGCAGGGGAAAUAUCCGGUGACAUUUCCCAGGGUUACAGACAUACGUCUGUGCUGUGCAAGGCUGCGGUCCAUGCUGGGGUUAUCCUGGAUGAGUUAGGAGGCUGGGUAUCCGUAGAGACCCACAAAGGCCUGAGUCACUACCCAGCCACUAGAUCUAAUGGGAUCCAGUCAAAAGACGGCUCUUUGUCUGAUGCUCUCUUCAUGUUUGUCACAAAUGACUGCAGGAACCAGUCUGUCCUGCGGCCUGUGGCUGUGACUGCCAGUUCCUGGUGGCAGAAAGGAGGGGAGUUUGGCCUUCUGUCCGGCUGGGCGCCCAACAGCUCCCAGGCUGACCCAGGAUCAGUGGGGCACACCUGGGCUGCAGACCAGAAUGACAGCCUGCAGUGGCUCCAAUUAGACCUGGGCGAGAAGAAGAGGGUUACAGGAAUUAUCACAACUGGCUUUACUAUUUUGGACUUCUAUGUGAGGAGCUUCAAGAUCGAUCACAAGGAGCGGAAUCGGUGGAAGGCAUACACAAAGGACAACCGCAGUGACUACAUGAUAUUUGAGGGAAAUCAGGACAGCGUGCAUCAGACCAGGAACACCUUAAAUCCACCAAUCACAGCCCGCUACCUGCGCAUUAUCCCUCACACCUGGCACCAGAAGAUUGCCAUGAGAGUAGAGUUAGUGGGGUGCCCGCAUGUCAAAGUGACCCCGGUACCCAUGGAAACGGUACCCACCAAACCCAAGCCUCCAAUGACGGUCGAGGAGGUGACGGAGCCGGUCCCCUCUCAGACAGACCUCGUGAAGCUGGCCAUCAUCAUUGUACCGACCGGGUUGUCUGUGGUGAUCCUGCUGAUUGGGCUUUGUGUAUUCAAGAUGCUGCAGAAGAAGAAGACAAUGGAGAACGCGUAUGGACCCUCCGAUGCCCAGGAAACAGGUUGCUGGAAGCAGAUAAAGCAGCCAUUUGCCAGGCACCAUUCUACAGAAUUCACGAUCAGCUACAACUCCGAGAAGGACCCCAUGGAAAAACUAGACCUGGUCACCAGCACCAUGGCAGAAUACCAGCCGCCUCUGAUUGGAACAGGCACAGUGAGCAGGAAGGGCUCCACGUUCAGACCCAUGGACACGGAGACCCGGGAGGACCCCAGCGACGCCACCACCCACUACGACUACCUGCACACAGCCAACCAGUACGCGCUGCCCCUCACCAGCCAGGAGCCAGAGUACGCCACGCCCAUCAUCGAGCGCCACAUCUUCCACAAGGAGGGUUUCCUGCCCGACCCGGCUAGCUACAGUGUCCCAGGGGUGGUCUUAAGCAAGACCCCGUCCUUUAAAACCCUGGAGAGGAAGGCAGGGGUGGGCGCCUCCAGGGUUUACCAGACCCCCCAGGUCAAAACCGACCGGGGACACAGUAACUCUGAGGGGGUCUAUGACAGCCCCAAGGUAAAUAAACCUGUUGCUAAGAGCAGCGGAGGCUCAGACUACCAGAGGCCCCAGGCCAAGCCGGCCGUGAUGGAGAGCUAUUCAACCCCCAGGGACUGUGUAAGGGUGGCCCACAGGCCUGACUAUAGACUGGACCCUGAAGGCAGCUCUGGUGGGACCUGAGGACGGGGGGAGGGGGGAAGUGUCUGGGACUCCAGGAACUGUCGAAAUGUGUGUCCCUAUCAGUUCCCUGUCGUUUUGGAACAGACCUCAGCUUAGGAACCACUACUGAACGUUUUGCCAUGUGGGAAACGUCAGGGUUUAUUUGUAGGAAAAGGACCUCGACUGGGUGAACUGGAGUCAUUUUGUGAACCGAUUUUAGUUUUGAGAUGAAUAAUUGAAAACCUCCCCUCAUUCUACUCACUCUGCAGUGAGGCUCCUUUCGGUUGUGAGGAAGCAGAGGGCUUGUUGAGUGGCGCAGCACCCCAGAUUAAAGUAGCAGAUAUGUGUAUCCCUCACUUGGCCCACUAUGGCAGUGUUUUUCCCUAGCUGUCAGUCGGGGACCACUUUGUUCAAUGAGGCUUCACUGUGAGGGCCGUCACAAGACAAAAUACAGCAAUAUUUAGUACAGGGAGUGGGGGGGGCGGGGGGGGGCACGUCAUGAGCCACACUGAAGGCCGUCAAGGGACUGUCUGAAACCCAGGGCCCUGCAGUAAAGACCACUGCACUAUUCCUGGAUGAUUAGGCAGUCGGUCCGUGGAGCUGUGUUUUAACAGAACCGUAAGGACACACUUCAUGGAGGUACUGAAAGGACCGACUUCACUGCAUGAGGUCCACCACAAUAGGGGCUUUGUCAUGCCCCAAAGCCCAACUCUGCAUCACCGCUCCACAUCAAUGUCUGACGGCAGAUCUGGUCCAUGUGAGUAGGGAGCCUAUGAAGAGGCACCAGGGGAGAGGGUGUACAGUUAGUCUAACAUGUUGGGGAACAGCCAGCAGGGGGAUUUAGGAGGCUACAACUGGACUACAGUUAGAUUAUCUGUUUGAAUAGACUAGGUCAAUGACUACUGUAAAGAUGAGUUGUUUUCAAAUGGAUGUUGAAUACAAAGCCAUGUUGAUUUGUGCCAUUACUACAGCGUGGUAGUGUGUGUAUGUGUGUGCAUAGUUUGAAAAAUGUGUAUUGCCAAGAGGACAGGAAAUAGAAAUAUUAAGGCUGUCCUGUGCUGUGGACUGUAUUAAAAGCACCUGUGUGGUGUUGCUGCUGGGUAUUGACAACAGACAGGAUGGAACCAAGAACUCAUUUCUGUGAAAUACUUGUGGGGGGGAUCUUUCAAGUGGGUUGUGUGUAAGAACAGAAGUGUCCGCGUCUGUUAUUUGCAAGACGUUCUUCUCUUCAGACUGGUCUCUCCGUGAUACCUGUCACUCUCAUUCAAAGCUGUCUGUUGGCUGUAAGCUGAGCCCUGAAUAAAAGUGGCAGCAGUUGA